This is a messenger RNA of Tarenaya hassleriana, 232 nucleotides long. RefSeq lists its product as uncharacterized. Bases 89 to 232 code for a protein of 47 amino acids. The transcript is spliced from 3 exons. Lineage: Eukaryota; Viridiplantae; Streptophyta; Magnoliopsida; Brassicales; Cleomaceae. The record is from RefSeq and is a predicted model, not a curated record.
UGUUUGUGUAAGGGAUCAAAAGGCAAACAGAGAAUCGCAUAUACUCAAAGUCUUAAUCGAAGAAUCAAAAGAUAAGUGAGAGGAACAAAUGGCUGACAACAGUAACAAGAUGAGCUUCCAAGCCGGUCAGGCCAAGGGCCAAACUCAGGAGAAGGCUAGCAACAUGAUGGACAAGGCAUCCAAUGCUGCCCAAUCUGCCAAGGACUCCAUGCAUGAGGCAAACGAGUUUUGA